AUGGAAAUUUUUGAAUCUAAUAUUGUAACUCUUGGAAAUCAACUGCAAAAGAUAUAUUUAGAAGGUAAAAACAAGUCCAAUCCUGUUAUGAUAAUGCUUCAUGGUGGCCCAUUAAUGCCAUUUGUCUAUUGUAGUGCUUAUAGAGGAUUAUACGAAGAUUUAAGAAGCAAUUAUACAUUAAUUUGGUGGGAUGAAUACGGAUCUGGCAAAAACUAUGUAGAUCAUUCACUUUUAGAUAAUUUUACAGUUGAUGACUGGGUAACAAUGACAAUUGAUUUAUAUAAUUGGACUAUUCAGAAGUUUCCUAACUGUAAGAUUGUUAUAAAUGGAUAUUCUUUCGGUACUUUCCUUGCUACACGUGCAUUUAGACUAAUAUCUAAAGAUCCAAAUCAUAAGAUCUCUGGUGUUAUUAAUAUGGGGCCAAUUCUUAAUAUGAAGAACGCUUCCCUUCGAUAUGAAAAUACAUUGAUGCCUGUAAUAUCUCAAGAUAAGAAAGAGAAAAUUGAAGAAUUAAGAAAUGGUUCUUAUAUCAAAUACCAAAACUAUUUAGAAGCACUUGCUGAAAAGUACCUGAAUUGUCAGAUAUAUAAUAAGAAAGACGCUCAUAACUCGAUGAUGAAAAUAUGGAUUUCAAGAUUACUGUUUUCUCCUGACUAUACGCUAACAGAUACUAUUCACUACAUUACAGUCAAGUUGCACUCUGAUAACUACUACAAUGUAAUGUGGGAAUCUUUCGGAAAUCUCGAUAUGACAGAAGAUUAUAAGAGUUUGACCGUUCCAACACUAUUUUUGCAGGGAUCAGAAGAACUCUAUGUCUCUAAAGAGCAACUUGAUCCAUUGCUUGCUGGCAAACAGAACAUUUUCUAUCAUACUUUAGAAAAAUCCGCACAUUGCCCCACAACUGAAGCUUGGAACCAAAUAACCAAGCUUGUUUGUGAAUUCAAGCAAAAUAUAUAG
This is a messenger RNA of Trichomonas vaginalis G3, 957 nucleotides long. Its product is annotated as Clan SC, family S33, methylesterase-like serine peptidase. The coding region runs from base 1 to 957 and encodes 318 amino acids. The record is from RefSeq and is a predicted model, not a curated record. NCBI's taxonomy places the organism in Eukaryota, Parabasalia, Trichomonadida, Trichomonadidae. The transcript has a single exon.